Molecule: messenger RNA, 3204 nt
Organism: Sugiyamaella lignohabitans
Lineage: Eukaryota; Fungi; Ascomycota; Dipodascomycetes; Dipodascales; Trichomonascaceae
Gene: EST2
Product: Est2p
Exons: 1
Coding region: 1-3204 (1067 amino acids)
Biological process (GO): telomere maintenance via telomerase
Cellular component (GO): telomerase catalytic core complex
Molecular function (GO): telomeric repeat DNA binding; telomerase RNA binding
Source: RefSeq, a predicted model, not a curated record
AUGAGUUCGGGUGAACUCACAGCCCUAUCGCAGGUUUACAAAUCAGUAACACCUCUGGAUCAAUUCUUGGAAACGUUUUUGGACCCAGGUCAAAUUGACGAACUUUAUAAACCCACCAUUGGCAAUUGUGACUUUCGAAAGUUUCUCGAAUCAGUUUAUGUUGGGGUCGACUUUGAACUAAAUGCAGAUAGUCCUCCAAGCUAUCCAACAUCGAUUCAUGCACAAAGAUUUCGCGAACGAUAUCUUUCAUACAAGGAGCUGAUAUCCUUCGCUACAAGAAAUGCGUAUCAACAAUCUCUCCAAUAUACUAGAACCUUGGACAUAUCCGAGAGUUGGAAGGGAACUUUUUCCAAUGUUCUGAGCCAUGGUGUUACUUCGACGUUAAAGCUUAGCUACGACUAUCCCAAUGCUACUGCGAUGAUGUUCAUGCAACACGAGUGGAGACUAUUGUAUUCACGACUGGAUUCUGCUUGGCUAUACUAUCUUUUAACUCAGUGCUCUUUAUUUUACUAUCUAGAACACUGCGAGUCGUAUAUUCAAUUAACGGGUGUUAAUGUUAUAUACAAACUGCGCGAUACUUUGCGCAGUGAUGGUGUGGGCAAGCGGUCCUCUGAUGGGGAUGUAGGUGCUCAGCGACCCAAGAAGAAAGCAAAGACUGCCGGCGAAUCUAUCUCACUAGUAUCCAACCCUCUUCAAUCUAUAAGCACUGCACAUGUCUUGAAACAAGGCAGCAGUAGAAAAAAACCUAUCAGAACAAUGCUUACUAAAGCAUCAAAAGUAUUCAUAUCGAAAGAAAGUUGUUUGUACGGUCCAACUCCAAAAAACGAUGUUUGUUUUGGAUUCAAGAGGAACUUUUGUCUUAAUCGUGUUCCAUUUCGUGAACCCGGGCUAGAUACCCAAAGCCCUGUGAAGUCAUCAUCUGAUCGCUCGCUUUCUUUUCACGUUCGUUAUCUACUUGCUUUAAUAUUUCCCUCUCAGUAUGGAUUGGAAGGCAUUUCAAAACUAACGGGUCCUUCAGAGACUAACAAAUGGCAAAAGCUAAAUUGGAAAGCAGAGACACUCCGGAUAAACAAUCUUGUUCAAACCCACCUGGAAUCCAAAAAACGGCAUAAAACUAGACUGUUGAAGACGAAUGCUACGGGGAAGCCGGUAACUCCAUCAAUUGCUCAUAUUCUUCAGUCGUCCUUGUCCAGACACCGCCACCUUCCAUAUGCUGUGUUUAUGGAUGAAUCAUUUCGCAUUGAACAUCUGAAAACGGCCGGUACUAUAGACGCUACUAAAGUAGAAAUCGAAGGCUCGAACAGCUCAGCAUUGUCAGUUCCAUAUCACCGAGUAUCCAAGUUCAUAAUUCUUGUUAUCAAUUACCUAUUCCCAAAAGAGACUUUUGGUUCAGACUACAACUGGUCACUGCUGUAUAAGAAAAUAGGGCAAUACGUCCGGCAAAGAACUUCUGAGAAGCUAUCACUUUUAGUUUAUUUUGAAGGGUUCCGAAUCAAAGAUAUCCCUUGGUUAGCGCCCGCAAAUGGCACAGGUGCGACAAGUUUAGCGAGGCCUGAUUUUGAAAAGAGGCAGGAUCUCUUUCUGGAGUUUCUGUUAUGGACAUUCGAUUCAUUGAUACCUAAUCUCGUCAAAGCAAAUUUCUACGUAUCCGAGAUUAGUGGCCAAACUUCGGUCUCCUACUACAGGCAGGAUGUAUGGAAGAUCAUAUAUCAUAAGACUGUCACAAGGUACAUCCAGGAGAAACUCCAUUGUGCUCCGAGUGACGCUCAUAUUCAGGUUGCUCACAGACCAUAUACUGGGUAUUCUGGCUUGAGAAUUGUCCCAAAACCAACGGGAUUUCGUGUGAUAAUCACCCUUGGCAAAGCUCCUACGGAAGGUACGGCGGUUCUUAAAAGUGUCAAUAGCUAUCUAUCUAUUCUCAAAAAGGUCCUUGAUUCCUCAAGGAUUCUUUAUCAUAAGACCCUUCCCAGCCACUUGUCAAAUCCAAAUGAGAUGUUUGAAAGAUUAGCGUCUUUUUACAAGAACUGCGAGAGUCCCAUGAAGGAUAAUAGCUCAUUCUACUUUGUCAAAGCUGAUAUCACCAGAUGCUUCGAUACUAUUCCUGUAAGCAAAGCCUUUGAAAUCGCUAAGAGCAUUAUUAAAGGAGAACAUUUUUGGCUCCAAAAGGUCCAAUCUUACAACCUUCGCAUCAAAGGAAGAUACAAAUACAGAGAAGAACUGAUUGCAAGAGAUCUAAGUGCCCCAAUGUCUUUUCAAGCAAAUGUUUCUAACGCAUAUUGCCGUAAGAGUAGUGCUAGAAGCCGCAUUUUAGUAGAUCGUGGCGGCGAUGAGACUGUACCAGGUCAAAAGAUGGUUGAUUUACUCGAACAGCAUCUUAAUAGAUGUGUCGUUAGACUUGAGGAGAAUAAUUACUGGUUACGUGAGGGCAUUCCUCAAGGAUCGUGUAUUUCAUCACUUCUUUGCGACCUGGUCUAUGAUGCUUUUGUACAGAAAUGCCUUCCAUAUAAUGAGAAGACUAGCAUCAUGUUCAGAUAUGUUGAUGAUUUCUUAUUUGUUUCUAGAGCGAAAGGCGAAGCAGAACGAUUUCUUGGCUUAAUGGUGAAAGGUUUCUCUGAGUUCGGUGUCAGUAUUAAUCCUAGGAAAACUAUAACCAACUUUGAAUCGGCUUUACCUACAGAAGUAAUGCGAACCGGACAUUUUCCAUUUCUGUCACACCAAAUUGACUGUUAUACGUUGCGCCCUGUAAACAAACGGGACUUCAUCAGACAGACAUUAGUCAAAACUCCUCUUUAUCGUAUGCCGAAAAGUAAUAUCUCGGUUCUUACUGAAAAGAUCAUGCGCAUCAUAAAUUUCAGGGUGAAUGCUAAGAUUAUCAAGGAGCUUCAAAUAUCUCGGCUGUUACGCAAGUACAUAAGCAAUGUUUGUAGCAAUAUUGCGAGUACAGUUCUCACCUAUGAUCGUAUUUGCCUACAGCGUCUUUCGGCUAAACAAAGCUCAAAACCGAUUGCUAGUCUGUUGCUCGAUGUUGUCGUACGCAUAUCAUCUGUAGUCGGGGAGAGUGCUUCAAGUGAAAAUAGGCAUGGAAAGAACUUUACAGAGCUGGAGAUUCUGAAGUCCUGUCUUCAAGGCUUCAACAAAGUUUUCAGAAACAAGCCGAGAUACGCAAGUAUCCUCGACGAUCUCUACCGUACUCUCAAAAUCUAG